Messenger RNA from Capsaspora owczarzaki ATCC 30864, 1574 nucleotides. RefSeq lists its product as hypothetical. The transcript is spliced from 2 exons. NCBI's taxonomy places the organism in Eukaryota, Filasterea, Ministeriida, Capsasporidae. Bases 34 to 1377 code for a protein of 447 amino acids. Gene Ontology annotation, molecular function: metal ion binding; acid phosphatase activity. The record is from RefSeq and is a predicted model, not a curated record.
UUUUGUUUUCGGUCUCUUUUCCGUCUUACAAAAAUGAAGAUGCUCCGCUGUUGUGCGGUCGUGAUUGUGGCCGCCAUCGCGGUUUCAAUGGUUGCCGCUGCGCCUGCGCCGGCCGCGCGGGGUCCCGUCGACCCAUUCCAUGUGCACUUUGCAUACGGCUACGACACUGCCCGCGCAAUGCAGCUGUCGUGGCAGACGCAGCAGGACACUGUCGCGUCGCUCGCGCUGUUUGGCCUGCAGCCCGGGUCGCGGUACUACAGCGCCAUUGGCAGCUCGUUCACCUACAAUGCGACUGCCGCUGGCUACUUCCACGCAGUGUCGCUGUACGGCCUGACGCCAGACACGACCUACUACGUCGUUGUCGGCGACAACAACACCAACACUUACUCGGCCGAGUUCAGCUUCCACACGCUCCCCGCCGCGCUCUCCGCGUCCAAGCCGGACAUUAAGAUUGCCAUCUACGGCGACCUCGGCGUGGACAAUGCCGAAUACGUCGUGCCAGACCUGAUCAACCUCGCGCAGCAGGACAAGGUUGACUUCUUCAUGCAUGUCGGAGAUUUGUCGUACGCAGACAACUAUGCCGACGCGCAGUACGAGCCAAUCUGGGAGCAGUUCAUGACCCAGAUGGACCCCAUCUACCUCGUCAAGCCGUACAUGGUCAACCCGGGCAACCACGAGUCCGACGGUGGCUGGGACAACGUCCAGCAUCCGUUCAGCCCGUACAAUGCGCGCUUCCAGAUGCCGUAUGCCGACUCCAAGUCGACCUCCAACAUGUGGUACUCGUACAACGUCGCCGGCCUGCUGCACGUGGUUGCAAUGGACACUGAGACCGACUUCCCGCUCGCUCCGGAGGGCUCGUCUCUGUUUGGCGGCGCCCAGUUUGCGUGGCUCGACGCCGAUCUCGCUGCGGCCAAGGCUGCCGGCUACAAGUUUAUCAUUGUCACCGGCCACCGCCCCAUCUACUCGUCCCAGAGCGGCAUGUCGGCGAACAAUGUCCCGAUUUCGGACUGCCUCAACCUCCAGGCGCUGCUCGAGCCCCUUCUGCGCAAGUACGGCGUUGACAUGAUGAUUGUCGGUCACGUUCACUCGGCCGAGGUCACCUACCCCGUGUUCAACAACACUGUCGUGUCCACCAGCUACGUCAACCCCGGCGCCACUGUCCAUGUCGUCACUGGCAGCGCCGGCUGCCCCGAAGGCAUUGAGUCUGUCUGGAUUCCUGCCACCUGGUCUGCCGAUCGCUACCCCGACCCUGCCACCGCAGCCGACCCCGGCUUUGGCUAUUCCCUGCUCACGGUCAAUGCCACCACGCUCCACUACGAGUUCUUCCGUUCGGACACGUCGCUUGAGCACGAGCUGUACCUUGUCAAGACGCAGUAACAGCAUGUUUUGUUUUUUCGGUGGUUUGCUUUUUUUUGUUUGUUUGCUUUCGUUUUUGUUUUUUGCCAUUGUUUGAUUUCGUGCCUUGUGCUUCCUCCCCCCUCCACUGUCUGACUGUCUGUGGCGGGGUGCAAAUGUUCUCGUGUGCCAAGCAAGCAAAGUACAACUUUUUUUACAUCCACGCAGUUUAUCGUCUC